Molecule: messenger RNA, 766 nt
Organism: Trifolium pratense (red clover)
Lineage: Eukaryota; Viridiplantae; Streptophyta; Magnoliopsida; Fabales; Fabaceae
Product: mitochondrial metalloendopeptidase OMA1-like
Exons: 3
Coding region: 72-539 (155 amino acids)
Cellular component (GO): membrane
Molecular function (GO): metalloendopeptidase activity
Source: RefSeq, a predicted model, not a curated record
AGGUUUUGGUUGUCAAUGAACCUGAAGAUAUUUUUACCGGGUGUUACGCUGGUGGCAAGAUUGUUACCACCAUGGCUUCGGUUUACCAUGGGUCAGAUGCACAUUUAGCAACUGUUCUUGCACAUGAGGUUGGGCAUAUUGUGGCUAGACACCAUGCUGAAAAAGAAACAAGGAGCACAUGGGUUUAUUUUAUACAUGAUAUGCUUAAUCGAUUUGUUACGAUUGAUUUUGCCCAAAGAGUGCUUCCACUUGUCCCACUACUACCCUUCAACCGACGGCUUGAAAUGGAAGCUGAUUACAUUGGACUUCUACUAAUGGCAGCAGCUGGCUAUGAUCCUCGGUGUGCACCUAUAAUAUAUGACGAAUUUGACAAAUAUGAAGAGUUAAAAGAGUCACGCAAUAAAUUUAAGCUCGGAGGUUUCCUUAGUUCCCAUCCACCAGGGAGAAAAAGAGCCCAAGCAUUGGAUCGACCUAGGAUAAUGGAAGAAGCUCUUGUUUUAUAUAAUAAUGUAAAAGCGAAGCGAGGGGAUGAAUCAUAAUAUGCUCUUGAAAUUCCCAUGCAAGUCAGCUUACUUUAUUUUCAAAUCCUUUGAGUUUCAAAUGUAGUCGAGUCGAGGUAUUUGUGACCUGCACUAAAAACUCUACUAUUGACAUAGUUUUUGCUUGUAUAUGUUUAUUUUAUCUGGUAUGGAUAUUUGCUUCCACAAUUUCGAAUCGACAAAAUAGCACAAUGCGCAAACAACUUAUUAAUUCUUAAAACCUUAUC